UAUAGCCGGUGAUAUGCUACUCAAAUUUAGCCACCUGUUUUCCCAUUUUUUCACCGCAUCUGCCCGGCGUUGUCCGUACGCCAUCCUUUAAAAUAGUGAUUUGUUAGAACCCCAAAAUUGAAAGAAAACCCUAUCUGUCUCCCCGCGUCAAUUCCAAGCUUUUGAAAAAACCAUACCAGGAUACCCUCUCUGUUUCUUUCUCUCUCUAAAAUUUGAAUCCGGACCGGAUCCAUCGAUUUCGAUCCGUUAAAUUAAAAAAACUUCAUUUUUCUCUCUCUAGAAAAUCAAACCAUCAGUAAUGAGGAAAGGAGCCAAGAGAAAGAGAAGCCAGAAAGAAGAAGCUGCUCCUGCUCCUGCUCCUGACAACCACAAAACCACCGAAUCGACCAAGCCACCUACUAGAGCUAAGCGGGUCAAGGCAUCCAAACCCGAAUCCGAACCUGAAUACUUCGAGGACCAGCGCAACUUGGAAGAUUUAUGGAAGCAAAUAUUCCCCGUCGGUACAGAGUGGGAUCAAUUGGACAAGGUUUACGGAUUUAACUGGAAUUUCUCUAAUCUAGAGAAUGCAUUUGAAGAAGGAGGUGUUCUACAUGGGAAGACAGUUUACCUUUUUGGGUGCACAGAGCCUCAACUGGUCCCUUUCAAGGAUGAAAACAUAUUAAUCUACAUACCUGCAGUGGUGGCGGUUGUAUCUCCUUUCCCUCCUUCUGAUAAGAUUGGAAUUAAGUCAGUUCAGAGGGAGGUUGAAGAAAUAAUUCCCAUGAAGCAAAUGAAAAUGGACUGGGUUCCUUACAUACCUUUGGAAGACAGAGAAAGCCGAGUUGAUAGAUUGAGACAUCAGAUUUUUAUUUUGAGUUGCACUCAGAGAAGGGCUGCUUUGAAACAUUUGAAGAUUGAUCGGAUCAAGAAAUAUGAGUACUGCUUACCUUAUUUCUACAACCCUCUUCAAGAAGAUGAGCUUGAGCAGAGCACUGAGGUUCAAAUAAUUUUCCCAUCAGAACCAAAGCCAAUUUUCUGUGAAUUUGAUUGGGAAUUAGAUGAACUUCAGGAGUUCGUUGAUAAGCUGAUCCAGGAGGAGGAAUUAUCUGAAGAUCAAAAGGAUGCCUUUAAGGAAUUUGUCAAGGAGAAAGUUCGAGAAGCAAAGAAAGCUAAUAGAGAGGCCAGGGAAGCCAGGAGAAAGGCCCUGGAAGAAAUGAGUGAGGAAACUAGAAAAGCGAUUGAAAAUCUGAGGUUCUACAAGUUCUAUCCUGUGCAAACGCCUGAUACACCUGACAUAUCAAAAGUGAAGGCAUCAUUUAUAAACAGGUAUUAUGGGAAGGCUCAUGAGGUUCUGUGAGUGGAUACAUCUAGGACAGGGAUGGCAGUUGCUUGAAGCCUGUUUUGGCUGCAAAGAAUCAAAUUUAAAGGUUUUGCUUACCAUGAAGCUGGGAGGAGCUAUGCCUCUAGUGCCGCAGUUUCACUUUAUCAUUCUAGGUGUCUAGGAGAUGCAAACUUUGCAGUUUCAAAACUUUUUGAGAGUCAGUCAGGCGCACAUUUUUACUUUAGCAGGCAUUUGUAAGAUACAUUGUUGAGGUUAUUCACAUUUUCUAGGUAUCGGCCGGCAGUGCAAUCCACCUGUUGCUCGGAUUUCUCUUUGGUUUCCCGUCCAUUUCAUCCACAUUAGUUUUUAUGACUAGAAGUUUUAGUCCCAAAACAACGAGUUAUAGUAUCUCAACAUUACAAUAAAUGACCGAAUUUAUAAUAAA
Messenger RNA from Populus euphratica (Euphrates poplar), 1745 nucleotides. RefSeq lists its product as uncharacterized. NCBI's taxonomy places the organism in Eukaryota, Viridiplantae, Streptophyta, Magnoliopsida, Malpighiales, Salicaceae. Gene Ontology annotation, biological process: regulation of cellular response to heat. Bases 299 to 1336 code for a protein of 345 amino acids. The transcript has 14 exons. The record is from RefSeq and is a predicted model, not a curated record.